Molecule: messenger RNA, 2205 nt
Organism: Hylaeus anthracinus
Lineage: Eukaryota; Metazoa; Arthropoda; Insecta; Hymenoptera; Colletidae
Product: cuticle protein 65-like
Exons: 5
Coding region: 1669-2205 (178 amino acids)
Source: RefSeq, a predicted model, not a curated record
UUUGCUUAUUAAACGUCUGUAAGGGUACAUGUACAACGCGUGUAUUAAAUUGAAGCUGAAGUUAAUGAACUUCUUUCCACUUAAUAAAGUCGAUUGAGUUGUUGGGUACAAUGUAGUAACGGUAGUGCAAACUGCCAUUUCUGUCAAUUCAAUCUUGAUAGAUCAUUUCACACGCUCGAUUAUAAGGUUGCCUUCAAUCGGAACUGCUCUAAGCGGUUCGCGAUUAUUUAAUGAUUAAAUAAGCGAGAUCUAUGUAGUCUGAGGCCCACGAUGCCAUAAUGGGCGUGUGAUUAAUCGUUGCGUCGAAUCACUGACAAAUUUACAUUCGAUAAUUAAGCUCUAGAACAAGGAGAUUAACUAGAUCUAACAAACAUUAUUCUAAAAUAUUGUCGUUGAACACCUUGCGCGAACCACGACACUUACAGUAGGUGGCGUAUAUGAGUAAUUCUAGUUGUUGAUAGUAUCUGGUAAAUACACGGCUCCGACAAUAAUAGUCACAGGUGAACGAACGCUGUGUAAUCGAUCAAACGCGUAGCCAUUCGUCGCUGAUCGUUGUUAGAAAUUUAUUAAAUGUACGUCUAGAGUGGUUCACAAGUUUAUCGAAACAACAAAAACCUAUAGCAAGCAAGUUUCAGCUUGAGAAACAAGAUGAAAAAAAUUAGUUAUUAAUUAUCGAGUGAUUUUCAUGAUGUUCGAUGUACCGCCUCCGCUUCUGCGGAACGCGGACUCGAAACUGGAAAAUCUUCUGGUUAUCGGAGAACGAAAUGUAGAAAUAUCUCCCGGUAUGCUCGUAAAGAUUUAUAUAUACAAAAUUUCCUGCUUUCGAGCAGUUGCAUAAUUUCGUCGCGAUAACCUGCACGGCUUCGACUUUGCACAAUUAAUUACAACAUUCAUUACCGAUCGAUUGGUUGCUAUUACGUUCAUUGAAAAUUGCUUCGAGCGACUUUUUCACAGAAAUUAAUAACUCGUAUGCAAUUCAAUUAAUCUUGAUUUUUCCUUGGUUGAAACGUUACGAAAAUAAAUAUUACCUGUGGUGUAUCCCUAUUAUCAGAAAAAUCUACACUUCUUACUGACUUUUAUCUAACGUCACAACGGUGCGAAUGCCUUAAUCGUGACCACAAGUGAUUAAUCAAAUUUUAACGUAGAUUGAGGUAGAGAGACGUUGAAAUUGAAGCGAAGAAGACUUAUCGUUCACCCCACGCACGAAUGUUUGUCACAAAGAGAACCCUAGCCGCGGAUAGGACGUUCCACUGCGGUCUGCGCCGAGCAAAAGCUUCUCCUGUCCCUGGAAGUCUCACGAUCGCGAGUUUUCUCUCUAAAUGCUUCGAGUCUCCUCGUUAGAGUCGCGCAUAUGUAUCUGCAUAAAGUGCGCUCUAUUUACUAUAGCCCCAGUCGGCCAACUCACGUUUAGUAUAUUAUACAACCUCGCGUGCACAUUAUGUAUUGUAAUGUGUAACGAGUAUGUGGCCGUAUGGAUCGUGAGUAAAUAGUGUAUGGUAGGUGUGGCGAUAGAACACCGAACGGCCAUUGGCUUUCGAUUGGCGGGGUGUACGCAACGAAUGAAAGUGAAUUCCCUAUAUAAAGGGUGGUUUUCCUCCGGUGCAACAGAACACAAUUUAAUUUACCAACUCAAGACACGUUAGGCAAAGUAGUAAUCGGCCGGCCAUCAUGAGGGUCUUGAUUUGUGUACUGCUGAUCAGCGCGGUGUUCGCUGAGGAGAACAAAGAAAAAGACAAAGCAGCGGUCCAGAAACGCGGCCUGCUCGGUCUCGGCGCGGGUGGAUGGAGCGGAAUUGGAUAUGGUGGAUAUGGUGGACAUGGUGGACAUGGUGGACAUGGCAUCGCGAUCGCAGUCCAGGAAAAGGCUGUCGCUGUCCCAGUUCCGGUACCACAACCGUACGCAGUCCCUGUCGACCGUCCAGUCCCAGUUAAGGUACCAGUUGCGGUUCCACACCCAGUUCCGGUGGCAGUUCCGGUUCCCCAACCGUACCCAGUGAUUCAGACCAAGACCGUCGCCGUUCCAGUCGACAGACCCUACCCAGUCUCGGUUCCAGUUAAGGUUCCAGUGCCCGUGCCUGCUCCAUACCCCGUCAAGGUCGCGGUGCCUGCUCCAUACCCCGUGAAGGUCGCCGUUCCCCACGCGGUUCCAGUCGCGGUUCCACAACCCGUCAUCGUUAAGGGCUACGGAGGACACGGUCACUACUAG